Molecule: messenger RNA, 8748 nt
Organism: Acanthochromis polyacanthus (spiny chromis)
Lineage: Eukaryota; Metazoa; Chordata; Actinopteri; Pomacentridae
Product: potassium/sodium hyperpolarization-activated cyclic nucleotide-gated channel 2-like
Exons: 8
Coding region: 49-3546 (1165 amino acids)
Biological process (GO): potassium ion transport; transmembrane transport
Cellular component (GO): membrane
Molecular function (GO): voltage-gated potassium channel activity
Source: RefSeq, a predicted model, not a curated record
CUGUCUCUGAUUGGCUUUCUCCAAACAUAAUUGGAGGCAAAAUUUGAUAUGCUCAAUGUCAUGGACAGGAAUGAGGUUUCACCGGCGUCUGCUGCCACCAUGAAAAAGAAGGCGGUGGGCGGCAAUGGAUGCAGCCACAUCAGCGCACCCAAGGCUGUCGCAUCUAAAUGCACAAGGAGCAACAGCGGACACAACUGUCUGGACUCCGGUUCUGCCGGCGCACCUUGCGGUAAGCAGCCCGGUGUGACGAGCAACGUCGUGAUGGACGAGACGGAGGACGGAGAAGAGGAGUCCAAGUUUCAGCAUCCGCGGUUGCGCCGAGCCGGGGGGAGCGGCAGCGGCGGAGGUGGAGGAGGAGGAGGCGGCGGCAGUAUCAGGAUGAAGAACUUUACGCCAGGAGGGGGAGCCGCGUCCUCGGCUUCCAGGAGAAACUCCAACAAGGAGCCCAGCCUUACGCACAUAGAGGACGCUCCUGCCGCCCCACGGCCCACUGCUGCCUCCAGAGCUACUGAGACACCCUGUCCGGGCGAUGCUGCCCAGCGCGGCGACACCAGCAGAGCAUCUGGGGCGGAGGCGUCGGCAUCAGCGGUCGCGGGAGAGGUUUUAAACGCGACAGCAGGUGAUGCUUGCAACGGCGCCGCUCCAAUUUCCAGCAUGAAAUGCAACAAGAACGGAGAAUGCAGGAGGGACUCGGGUACCGGGAGCCUGCGCUCAAUCAUCUCCAAGCAGGAGAAGCAGACAGGGGGGUCGGGGAGAGCCGAGGACGGAGGCAGCGCCAAGCGAGGAGCCUGUAACUCGACCACCGCCAGCAUGGACGGCUCGAUCACGCCAGGCGGGUCCCUGACCGGGGGCCACGGUGGAGAGAGCGCAAACCCCGGCGCUACCCCGGUCUCCAGCGGUGUCCCUGAGAAAAAGGACUCCAAGGUGUCCUUCUCUAACGCGCCAAGCCGAAAAGCCUCAUCCUCGCUGCAUGGCCCGACUCAGACUCAGACCCAGCAGCCGAGGAACUCUGUCACUUUCCAGAAGCCGGAGGAUGGACCGCCAAUUGUGCCCGCCGAGGAUGCGGAACCUCGGGGCAGCCAAGCCAGCUUCAUGCAGCGGCAGUUUAGUAGUAUGCUGCAGCCUGGAGUUAACAAAUUCUCCUUACGCAUGUAUGGUAGUCAGAAAGCAGUGGAGAGGGAGCAGGAGAGGGUAAAAUCAGCUGGAAAUUGGAUUAUCCACCCUUACAGCGAUUUCAGGUUCUACUGGGAUUUUACAAUGCUGCUGUUUAUGGUGGGCAACCUGAUCAUCAUCCCUGUGGGCAUCACCUUCUUCAAGGACGAGACCACGACGCCCUGGAUCAUCUUCAACGUGGUCUCCGACACCUUCUUCCUCAUGGACCUGGUGCUCAACUUCCGCACUGGAAUCAUCAUUGAGGACAACUCGGACAUAAUUUUGGACCCUAAGACCAUUAAGAAGAAGUAUCUAAAAACGUGGUUCAUUGUAGACUUUAUCUCCUCCAUUCCAGUGGAUUACAUAUUCCUCAUAGUGGAGAAAGGGAUCGACUCGGAAGUGUACAAGACUGCUCGGGCCUUGAGGAUCGUCCGCUUUACCAAGAUCCUAAGUCUUCUGAGGCUCCUGAGGCUCUCCAGAUUAAUACGCUACAUUCACCAAUGGGAAGAGAUCUUCCAUAUGACCUACGACCUGGCCAGUGCAGUGAUGCGGAUCUUUAACUUGAUUGGUAUGAUGCUGCUGCUGUGUCACUGGGACGGCUGCCUGCAGUUCCUGGUCCCCAUGCUGCAGGACUUUCCCUCAGACUGCUGGGUGUCCCUCAACAAGAUGGAGAAUGACACCUGGUCUGAGCUCUACUCCUUUGCUGUCUUCAAGGCAAUGAGCCACAUGCUGUGCAUCGGUUAUGGCCGUCAGGCCCCAGAGAGUCUAUCAGAUAUCUGGCUCACCAUGCUGAGUAUGAUUGUAGGAGCCACUUGCUAUGCUGUUUUCAUUGGCCAUGCAACAGCUCUCAUCCAGUCCCUGGACUCCUCCAGACGGCAGUAUCAGGAAAAGUACAAACAAGUGGAGCAGUACAUGUCCUUCCACAAGCUACCUGCUGACUUCCGACAGAAAAUCCAUGACUACUACGAGCACAGAUACCAGGGCAAGAUGUUUGACGAGGAGAGUAUCCUGGGAGAACUCAGCGAGCCUCUCAGAGAGGAAAUUGUCAACUUCAACUGUCGCAAGCUGGUGGCAUCGAUGCCACUGUUCGCCAACGCAGAGCCAAACUUUGUAACAGCCAUGCUGACUAAGCUACAUUUUGAGGUGUUCCAGCCCCACGAUUACAUUAUUAGAGAAGGCACCAUUGGCAAGAAAAUGUACUUCAUCCAGCAUGGAGUCUGCAGCGUCAUUACCAAGGGAACCCUUGCAAUGAAGCUCUCCGAUGGUUCUUAUUUUGGAGAGAUCUGUUUAUUGACAAGAGGUCGGCGAACAGCCAGCGUGCGAGCAGAGACUUACUGUCGGCUCUACUCUCUGUCUGUUGACCACUUCAAUGAGGUGCUGGAAGAAUAUCCCAUGAUGAGACGAGCCUUCGAGACUGUUGCCAUUGACCGUCUAGAUCGCAUAGGUAAAAAAAACUCCAUCCUGAUGCACAAGGUUCAGCAUGAUCUCAACUCUGGUGUCUUCAACAACCAGGAGAACGAGAUGAUCCAGGAGAUCGUCAAGUACGACCGUGAGAUGGUGAAGCUGGUGGACCUGCAGCGGCCGCGGGCCAUGUCUAUGACCCCCUCUAUCGGCGGCAUCUUUGCUCCUCCCGGUCAGCCGCCGACAGGCUCUGCUAUUGCCACCCUCCAGCAAGCUGUGGCCAUGAGCUUCUGUCCUCAGAUGGCGAGUCCUUUGGUGGGUCCAGGGACUCUGCAGUCCCCUCGUAUGGUGCGAAGAUUCCAGGUUAUGCAGAACCUGUCCAGUCCAGUUUCCAUGUCUCCUCUUCAGUCUCAACCCCCUCAGACGCUCGGAGGGGCGUUUGGAUCUGCAAUUUCGAGCCCACCGGUUCAAAGCCCGCUCGCAGCUACAGGACGGACUUUCCAGUACAUGGCGAGCGCAGGACCCUCUGGGUCCCAGUUGUCCCUAGUACAGCACCAUGCACCCAGCCCCACACAGACCCAGCAGAGGCCUGCCUCACACAAGAGCACCCACUCCCUUCAUACGGGCAGCUUGAGCCAGGAUACCCGAGCCCUGUCUGCCUCCCAGCCUUCACUCCCUCAGGAGGGAACACCACAAGCUGCCUCCGCAGCCCCCAGUCCUCCGUCCUCCACCCGCGUCUCCAACACCUCCAUCGGCCCCCCGCAGCCUCCUCACCCGAGCAUGCCAGGGCCCUCGGGGGUGGGGAGAUCAGCGGUUGCCCAACAGAGGGUGGCCUUUGCCUCCACACCUCCUCCCGGCGGACCUGCUGGAAUGGGGGCAGUAGCAGCAGCUGCUGGAUCAGGACCUCCAGAAUCUGGAGUUCCCAAGAAAGAUUCAAUUGUCAGCCUUCCAGAGCUAGACUCUGCCAGAUCCCGGCUGUCUUCCAACUUGUGACCCUGGUAGAGUUCAGGAAAGAGGCCUUUUUUGUAGGAGAAUCUGUUUGGUUUAGGUCAAUCCAGCUGAUCUAUCAGCCUGCUAAAUGACCAAUCAGCUGCUGCCAGUGCCACCAGUCAUUCGACCUGAAUGCACUGUGUGCUGGUGUCAGCAGAAGGAAAAGAGCUACUCAAAGUCUUGAGACACUUUGGCUAGGAGGAGUCUAUACAAUUAAACUAGUAUAACUUAAGGUUGGACUGGUCUAGUCUACUGUGCCAGCACCUUUAGUCUUAGUAUCACCCCUUUCACUCUGCUUCCAAACACCUACUGUAUAUCGCUGUCUUUACUGUAAAGAUAUGAAGAAAAGUACGAUUAAUGUAACUAUUGCAUACUGUGUAGAAUCCAUGCAAUGCAAUCUAGCAGGAGCUGGACUUAAAAAUGAAAAUCAGGGACUUGAGGUCAAAUGACAAUGACAUUUUAAGCGUUCAAAAGUGUUUUGAGUGUAAUUUUUCUGUAUAAGCUGUUGUAGCAAAAGAACACAUCGCUCUUCAUAUUGUUUAAACUAGUAGUGGAAAUAGUGUUUUAGACCGCUGGUCGAUCUUACAUCGAUGUGUAAAUAGUUGAUGAAAAAAGUACGGAAGGAUAUUAUAUUCAUUGUAUCUACCCAAACCAAAGUUGAGCUUGAACACCAAGUCUGGUCGUGUCUGUAUCAACUAAAAAAGAAACAUAGAAGAAAAUGCCAUUUAUUUAACUGCCUUGAUUCAACGUUAGAAGCCAUAUAUUUGGUUUGUGUGUAUGUAUAUAUGUGGGUGUAAGUUUGUGUGCGUGAGUUUGUUGAUACGUUUUGGUUCCAUUUUCAGAGAAUGGACUCACACUCUCUACACUGCUUUGUCAAGCACGACUGGUUUGACAUGCUGACGGCGGCACUGACCCGCUUUCAUGAAACAUCUGGAAAGCGGUCAGCUGUUUGUUUGGCGCACUGAUUGUAACCCAGAAGGCAAAGGUGGUUAAAUAAUCUGAGCUUUAUCGAAAGGAAACAUUUGUGAACAACCCAUACUGUAUACUUGCUUGUUUCUGUCUAGGUUUAUUGAUUAACACAUGCAAUAUAAUUCUGCAAUACUCUACCCCGCCUAUAUAUAAAUAUAUAUGAAUAUAAAUAUCUAUACAUAUGCUGUACAGGAAAGUGAACUUCUUUCUUUUUCCUUUUGUUUUUCUUUUCAAUGUGAAAUCUUAAAGAAUCCAGCAGCUAUUGUGGCUUCACUUGAGGUAUUGUAAUCCAGUGACCAUGUUGUUACCUUAACCAAAAAUGUUUGUGGGAAUGAAAGAACGUGCAGUGUCAUUUUCGUUUAAAACAGACGGGACAAACUGCUUCAAACUGGUUUAGAGUCACAGGAGGAGUCCAUGCUUGAGUUCAGCAAGUCAGAUCCUCGAAAACGUCACUUUAAAGCCCAUUUUAAGAUAUCAAACUGUAAAAUGAGCGGAGCUGGCUGGGUGGGUUUGGGUGGACAAUAUGGGGCACCCACGCCUCACUUGUAAAAAAAAAAAAAAAAAAAGUAUUUGCUCCAUAUUGAAGUCUCUUUGUGCCCCAUUUCACUCCAAAACCCCUGUGAAUGUCUCAACAUUUCGAUCCAUAACAAUCCCACGGUUCAAAUUCUGGGAUUGGGUUGAGGCUUUGGUUACAUUUGUUCUAAAUAUACUGUUGAACCUAAGCUCCUUCUCCUGCUGAAUGUAUGCCAUAUGGGAAGGAAGACAGCUAAUCAGAUAUAAACUGCCAUGUAAAUAACGGGACAGAGAUUUAAAGAGGCUUUUAUGAUGCAAGGGGGUUGUGGGGAUUGCUGUAUGUGUUGCUGAGUGUCUGUGUGAUCUUUUUAGGUUUGAUGAUGCUUCUCUGGGUUGAACGUUGCUGUAUUUAACCUGUAUGCUACAACCCAAUCCCUAGAUCUAACAUGAGAGGAUAAUUUUCUUUUUUUUUUUCCCAUUUAUCUAUUGAAGUUGAGCGAGAGCGAAACACUUUGAACUCCUCGGUCCAAAGCGAGCACUGAGGACAUCCAGUUAAGCACCUUGUGUUGCACUACAACCUUGUCAUCAAAAUGAAAAUCGAUGCUCUAUUCUCUUAAAAUGGUUGCAGUACUUCUCCCGCGCCCAUUAUCUGGUUAAACUGUAAGGAUGAAAAGUGAAUCCAAUUGGGAAACAAAAUAGGCAGCUGAUUCAUUGUGCUAAACAAACACGGCAACCAACUUUUUCAGCUCGGAACAUCGAUCCGGAGCCAAACUGUAAAAUCAAUGCGAUGGACAUUUCACUCAGGUUUGCUACCUUUCCAGAGAGAUGUAUUGAUUGCCGCCGCGUGGCUUUCCAUUGAUUUAUGUAGACUCGUCUAUCCUCCCAUAAUCAACUUGUUGAUUUAACCAUGCUGAAAGAUUCCCCUUGAAUUUUGAUUGGCUAGGAAAAGCACGGAGGAUAACACUUAGAUUGUCAUUAGCGUAACUCUCUGCCAUUUGGUUUUGAUCUCCAAUCCUGAGAGCUGUUUAAAUCUUGAAACAAGGUGUAGGUGAUUGUUUUUAUCCAAGGGCUUCAUUAUAUGGCUUGUAAAUCUUGGCUCAUCGUAACUGUAGAGAACCCACAUUUUCCCCUUUGUGUUUGAUCAGUAACAUGCACUAAACCCUGUUCUUUGUCAUACCUGGGUUACAAUGCCGUGACCCGCUUCAUCAGCAACACGGGAACUUUGUAUUGCUUUUUUCCUAUGGGAAAGGUACAUGCCAAAAUGCCAAUACGAUUGUGAAUGAAGUCCAUUUGAGUCAGUGGCUGUUGUGUGCUUCAAUACUGUUCCAGUGCAAUCAGUUGGUCCUCUUCCCUGUUCCUUUGUGCUAAUACCAGAGUUUGCCCUAUUAAGCUGCUAUCAGGACUGUGCUGAUAUUAUUUGAAUGAGUCCACAGUCAGUGAGAGCAAGAUGGAAGGAGAGUCAAAGAGCUAAUGUUUCAGGCAAUAUCAGCCACCGUCUCUGUUUCAUUGCAUCCAUCCAGUAAGAUAUGUAGUGUGUAACUCACUCCCACUCAAAGGAUGGCAUCCCAGACACUUUGAUCAGUACCACUCUGUUUGAACCCGCAACCAUGAUGCUGAUACAGCUCUGGCCAAGCACGUACUUCUGUCAGUAAUCUGUUUUGUGUCUGUGUCACAAGUGUGUUCAGUCAGCUGACUUGGAGCCGCUGUCGACAAGUUGUGUGUGCGUGACAUAGCGCUGUGUUUGCCUGAUGACGGUGGGUUCAAAGUGUGAUUGUUUAUUGGUUCUUCUUCUGGACCUUGCUGUGAAGUGGGAUUGAAAUCCCCUCAUACAUGUUUGACACUGACUGACAAUUAUUGAGAAUAUCUAAGUUUCAAACCUCUCAUUCUUGCUGUACCAGAUAUUAAGGGUACUGAAUGCCUUGGUGUUGAUAUGUUAGCAAAUCAGGGUAUUAUUUUUGUUUGUGAAACUGUCUUUGAUUUAUUGGUAUAUUUCGUUUGGUUGUUGUUUUAAAAUUUGUUUUUACAAUGUGCCCCAUGCACACGGACUGUAUAUACCUUGUGCCUAGUACAUCUAGUUUCCACAUAGUCUAUUUUUGUGGUAUGUAUGUGCCUGUAAAAAUGCAAAUACGUGUUUUUAUUUUCAACUUGCAAUAUAUGUAAAAAAACCAUUAGAUGAAGACUAGUAUUGCUGAAUUACAAUGACAAUGUCAGUAUAUAUAAUUUUCCCUGAUACGGGAAACACAAAAUUGCACAUUUUUGUUGGUUUGAGCCUUCCAACACCAUGCGCGCUGUACUCUGUACUUUCAUGUUCUGUACAUAUGGUAUACACAGAGAUGUGGGGCACAUUGUUGUGUUUUUACCACAACCUGCUGUAUAAGAAACAUUUUCUACAGUGAGAGGGUGAGCUCUGACAGGCUUCUGGUGGAUAUCGGCAGUCUAGACGUUAGCUUAGAUGACCUGCUUGCUGCAAAGAGCCAAAAAUUACGGAAAGUAAUAAUUAAAACUGUGGAGAUGUUUGCACAAUAUCAAUAGAGUAACAAAAGUAGACUGUGCACAUGCUGGAAAAUUGUUCUCAGACUAUACUGUUGCACAGUCCUUUACACUCUGACGCUGGUUGCACACUGAUCUGGUGUUUGCCAUUAAAGAAAGAAAAAAAUAAAGUUCUCUCCAAGGCUGAAUUUGACUCAUGAACCACAGCAGUCACGAGCUUGACCCCUGGUUGAGUUACCUUGACAGACAAUAGCAGAGUGCAUGCUUGUAUUUUUCUUAUCUAAGCAGAGUUCUGUGUAUGAUUCUUAGUGGGACCUUCAAAUCUAGACAUUGUCGUGUACCAACUACUGUACAAUGAUUUUAUUUAGUCUACCAGUUAAAAUUUUGUGUCGUAGCUACUGUAGCCUGCUUAGCUUACCUAAGCCUUCUCUCUGCUUCAGGACUCUGUGUGCUUGAGUUUGUGUGUGCGUGUGUGUGUUCCUGUGCCUUUCCUUCUAUAAUGUUGGUCCCACUUGAGAAUAUGAUGCCAUUUAGGGGUUUGACACCCACAUGAAGCUGAGAGAGAUGCCAGCACAAGCUGGAGAGUCUUAAAUGGUCACAUUUGUUCUACAAAAAAGGAAACCACCAAAAAAAAAAAAAAACAACAAAAAACACUGUAAUGCUCCUAGAAAUUACUCUAGCACAUCCCUAGACUUAGUAGCAUUCCACAGCCUGCACGAGCAGCUCAGUGUGGGCAUCCAGACACACUUUACCAGCACCAUGUAGACAACAGCACAGAUAUCUGACACAGCAUGUGUUCUCUCUCUGUCUCUCUCUUUCUCUCUCUUUGGAGGCCAGUCUGCAACCAUCUCAGGCUGUGCUCGGCUUUUGCUCUUAACAAUAAGGUAUUUCAGAACUCCAGCUCUGUCUAAGUUGAUGUCUCUAAAUCCAGGGACAAUUUAGCUCCCAGCCCGAGCCACGGCGCUACCAGGUCAAUCUGAAAGGAUCGAGGCGGGGUUGCCUGGGAUGGUGUUCUGUCUGAGAUGGGCAGCUCGUGGCGAGGGCGCGGGGCUGAUUUGAACCUGAGUCCAAAAAGGCUGUCUUGUCCACCACCUCUGCUGGCCGAGAACACAGAGCCACACCCUGGUCUCUCUCAAUAAGCUGGUCUGUCAGUCAGUGGCAAUGUUGUUUAAGCGUUCGUAAACAGACGAUACAUUGUUGUGCAAUAAAAAGAUGAGCGCAUUGGCAUACUUA